Peronospora belbahrii is the source of this 258-nucleotide messenger RNA. NCBI's taxonomy places the organism in Eukaryota, Oomycota, Peronosporomycetes, Peronosporales, Peronosporaceae. The record is from the annotation of a GenBank genome assembly.
AUGGAGACUGGCUGGCAAAAGAUGAAACGUCGCUGUCAAGAAGAGCCGCUAGUACCUUUGGGUUGUUUAGCAACAGCUGGUGUGCUAAUGGGUGGUCUAGCCUCGUUUCGUCGUGCUGCCGAUGCUGCAACGCAGCAGAAAUACAUGCGUCUGCGUGUGGUAGCCCAGGGUGCUACUGUGAUUGCUAUGGCACUUGGAGGCUUUAUUGCUAUUAAACCAAAAGAGAAUGAGAAGAAACAAAAGGACUGGAGUGGAUAA